GUUUGGGGUGUGUGGAGGUGGUCUCUCUCGCGGGUGGGGUCAGGGCAGAAGAAAGAGACCCCCCCUCUCCUCUCUCUCUCUCUACCCCCCUCCCCAAACACCAGCGCGGAAGAAGCAGCAGCGAUGGGAACGGAUGGAGUGGUGGUUCUCGGCGUUGUGGGGGCUCCCUGGGCGACUCCAGCGGCUUAUUAGCCACGUAGCGAUUUGGGUCUUCAACAGCUGGCAGACGCAGGCUUCCAUCAUGCCGAACAGCACGAUCCUGGAUGAAUUUGCGGUGGCCGAGGAGGCCCAGGAGAUGUUGAUGCAACACCGUCCCCAGAUUGAGCGCCUCUUUCAGGUGGAGCUGAAUGUCAUGGGGGUGCUGGGAUCGGACCCCAAAGGAGCAAGGAAGAUCUGGUUGCAGUUGCAGGGAAGGCAAGAGAAUCUUCACAGGGCAAAGGAAUACAUCAAAGGUCUUUGUGCCCCAGAGCUUCAGGAGGAAGUACAGUAUCCUAAAGACCUGCAAUGCAUCUUCUUAGGUGCCCAUGGGUUGUUUCUGGAUUGCCUCAUUCAAGGGACAUCAGCGAACCUCACCUCUCUCCACCCGGGUACCCUGCUGAUCUCAGGGUUGGCAGAAGCUUUUGUCAUGGCUCAGAGCCGGAUCCAGGAAUUUGUGGGGAAACACCAGAAGAACCCUAAGCUUCCAGAAGAACGGGAAGCUCAAGUCAAACGGGCCUUCCGGGAAUUGGUGGAGAAACACGAUGACAAACAUGCCAUGGAUCUCUUGAUCUUGCCCACCUCAGUCAAAGAGGAAUUGCUUGGUUUGGUCAAGGAGAUUCAGGAAGAAGACACGGAGGGACAAAGGAAUGGCUACAGGACACCGUCCAGUUUUGGGAGAGAUAGUUCACUGGGGUUGGAAGCCAAUGCUGUGAAUAGUGGCAGAUCUGGGACUCCAGAUCGGCCUCAGCCUAUCUUUGACAUACCUGAAGAACUCAGUCAAAUCCAGGAACAGAAUAGAACUAGAGGCUCUGGGUCUGACUGGCCUGUGGAAUUUACCAGGCCGCAAGAAUCUCUUCACAAAGCUGGAGAUUUGAUGCAACUACCGUACUCAGCUAGACUUUGGGAUGCCAGGGCUGACUUGCCUGCUGUGGAGGCGAAACCUCAAAACCAAAAACAUCUUCACAUCCCAUGGGAUGACUUUCCCAGAAGUUCCGAUGAGGCCCAAUUUCACCCUAAGCCACAGGGACAUCUGUCUGACUUGAAUGGUCCUCGGCAUUGGCUUGAGGCCAUGACUGCUAAGAAUUCUGAGCUUUCCAAGAGUUUCUCUAAGCAGAUUCCAGCUACCUCCGAGACUCAGAAUCUACCUGGAUACAAAGGCCUCACAGAAAGCUUGGAGGAUCAUCGGGCAGAAGAAAAGAACCCCCUUUGGGAAACAGCAUCGAGUCCCAUUAGUUUGCCUGAGGAAACCACUGAGGGGGAGGAGGCAACGUCCGACAUUUUGCUGUCAUCGUGGACUGAAAAAGAGUUCAAAAUGAGGCUAAACUUCUUUAAAACGAUGGGCUACGAGGAGCGUGUGGUCAAAAAGAUACUCUUGGAGGGUGGAGUUCAGGAAGCCCCUUCAACUAUCUUGGAUAGAGUCCAGAUGAUGGCAGCAGGCUUGUCUCAAAACAAAGAUACCUCCCCGACUCAGGAAGAGCCUGAACGACGAGGUCUCGCCGCUUUGUCUCUGGAAGACCCAUACGACGAAAACAAUUAUGUCAAGGAACUGAUCAAAACGGCAGUGGUCAACUGUGGCCAUUGUCCCAGCAAGAUCCCCACAGAAAUACAAACAGGAGCCCCGUUGGCAAGUCUCCUGAGGCAGCUCAACGAGAAAGGGGAACGCCAAGGCGAAGGUGAGAGUGCGACAGGGGGAUCACCAAUGAAGCCAGAACAAGGAGGUCAGUUUGGCGCCCAGAGGGCAACCAUUUUGAAUUACAGGGAAUCUUCUCCGCAGAGGACUCAUCCAGAGGAAAGGUGGAAUGGUGCAUUUUCGAAUCACAACCAUGUUUCAGCAAGUAAUCCUGGAGUUUCUCCCACUGCUAAUUUUUUGUCCUCCCUAUCGGAUUCUGAGGGGAUCCAGUCAGCAGAAAGCACCAGCAUGGAAGCUCUUCACCAGGCUUCUGUUUCUACAGUAACGGGAGCUCAGCGCUUUGAGGAAGCUCUCCAGACUGAGUUCAAGCUCACGCUGGCCAAUACACCCGGGAAGAAGAAUUUGCGGAUGGUCAUUAUUGAUGGUAGCAACGUGGCCAUGAUGCACGGUCUGAACCAGUUCUUCUCAUGCCGAGGAAUUGCCCUAGCUGUGCAAUAUUUCUGGGACCGAGGCCACCGCGAAGUGAACGUCUUAGUGCCCGCUUAUCGAAUGGAAAAAGAUUCUAAUGUGAGAGAGAGGCACUUUUUGACUGAACUGCAUGACCUAAGCAUCCUGUCCCUUACACCAUCCCGGAAAAUCGACGGGAGAGGCAUUGUCCCAUAUGAUGACAGAAUGAUGCUGAAACUAGCAGAACAGACCAAUGGGGUGAUAGUCACCAAUGACCAAUUCCGGGAUCUUGCCAAAGAAUCGAAGAGAUGGAUGAAGAUAAUCAAGGAGAGCUUGUUGCAGUACACUUUUGUGGGGAACAUAUUUAUGGUGCCGGAUGACCCCUUAGGACGAAGUGGCCCUACCUUAGCAGACUUCCUGAAGAAAAAAACAAAGCGUUUCGCUUCUUAUCCAAGAAGCUUCUUCAGUGUCUUCAAAGAAAACCCAGAAAGUCCAGUUGCCUCUUGAAAAAGCACCUUUGGGACAACCAUGACCAGGAUGACUGAGAAUCUCCAUAGACAUACAGUCCCUAGAAUUCUUGGUUGCAACCAAGUUGAAGGACUUCUGGCUUCUGUGGUGAUAAAUAGUGGCAGAGCUCCAUCUUAUGGCCAGAAGUGGGAAGAGCCUGACAUUUUAAGUUGCCACAACCAAUCCUUUGUUGUCAUUCCUUCGUGUCUCACCUUCCAAUUAUUGCUCAGUCCAAAACAUCCCAGGUUCCAUUAUGGUAUCUGAAGUAUUUCAACUCCUUUGCUAAUUUGUUUUACAAUCAUUAACAGAGGGAUACAAUCAGGAUCAAGUGAGGUACUAAUACCACUCUAUAAAGCCUUAGUAAGACUACACCUAGAAUACUGCAUCCAAUAUUUUGGUCACCACACUAUUAAAAAGAUGUUGAGACACUAGAAAAAGUGCAGAGAAGAGCAACCAGGAUGAUUAGGGGACUGGAAGCGAAAACAUAUGAGGAACGGUUGCAGGAACUAGUCUAGUGAAGAGAAGGACCAGGGGAGACAUGAUAGCAGUGUUCCAGUAUUUGAGGGGCUCCCACAGAGAGGAGUGGGUCAAGCAGUUUCGCAAAACACCCGAAAGCCAGACAAGGAAUAAUGGAUGGAAACUGAUCAAGGAGAGAUUCAACCUAGAAAUAAGGAGAAAUUUUCUGACAGCGAGAACAAUCAACAGAACAGGAACAGAAGUUGCCUUCAGAAGUUGUGGGAGCUUCAUUACUGGAAGCUUUCAAGACGAUACUGGACUGCCAUUUGUCAGAAAUGGUGUAGGGUCUCCAACUUGGGUGGGGGGUUGGACUAACUCUGUCAACUCUGUCAAUCUCUAUUAAUUUGUUUUAAAUUCUGCUUAGAUUACCCUGAGAAAUCCCCAGUGGUGCAUAACUCCCACUGGCUUAUCUUUUUGGAUGAAUUAUUUUCUUAUUUAUUUUGUUAAAUUUAUUUGCUGCCUAUCUCGCUAUGGAGCUACCCUAGGCAGCUUACAACAAUAAAAAAGAAGCAAAAUGAAAAGCUGGAUAAACAGAAGUAAAAGAACAGAGUAAUAAACAAUGACAAAGGAACACAACGAGGAUAAAUACAUCAAUAUGAUAACCAAAAAGAUGGUUGGGUAGAGAGCAGAAAGCAAGUGGGGGAAGGGAAGCAGAGUCUGCCAUCCAUCUAACAAGCCACCAAUUAAAAUAAUUAGUUAAAAUAAUUGGUUAAACCAAUAAUUGGUUAAAAAUAAGCAAAUUGCUACUUCUAAUGGAGAAACUCUGAUUAAAAAAAAAAAGGCACCCAUUCAGGGGUGAAAUUUACUUACCUUCGCUAUCAGUUCGGAAAUGUGAGCGUGCACACCUCCUCCACACUGCGCAUGUGCAGAGGAUCAAAAACGGGACGUGAUGAUGUCUGGGCAGGUGGGUGGAGCUUCCCACCACCAGCACUACCAGUUCGCCCGAAUCGGAUAGAACCAGUUGAAUUUCACCACUGAAAUUCAUUCCAUUCCAUUUCUUGCAAAACCAGGGCGGAAUUUUAAUUUUUCUUCCUUUUUCUUUCCCCCCCACCCUCUCU
This is a messenger RNA of Pantherophis guttatus, 4356 nucleotides long. It is a transcript of the gene KHNYN, whose product is annotated as KH and NYN domain containing. Gene Ontology annotation, molecular function: RNA endonuclease activity; mRNA binding. Gene Ontology annotation, cellular component: nucleus; cytoplasmic ribonucleoprotein granule. NCBI's taxonomy places the organism in Eukaryota, Metazoa, Chordata, Lepidosauria, Squamata, Colubridae. The record is from RefSeq and is a predicted model, not a curated record.